Durusdinium trenchii is the source of this 2955-nucleotide messenger RNA. The record is from the annotation of a GenBank genome assembly. Lineage: Eukaryota; Dinophyceae; Suessiales; Symbiodiniaceae.
AUGGCGCAAAAGUCGCUGGAGCCGGGGAUGUUGCGCUUGAUCUCCCAUGGCUCAGAUGUCCUGGAGGGUCAAGGGACCUUCCUGAGCUCUGUCAUCAACCUGAGCGCCGCCACCAUGGGGUGCAGCAUCCUCGCCUUGCCGCAAGUCUUCGCCCACUGCGGCAUGAGCUGGAGUAUGGCGUUCUUGCUGAUCUUUUCGUUGUGGGUCGAAUUGUCCUUGCGUUGGUUGGUCGCAUGUGGGCGCUAUAGCGGCUAUCGCGGCUUCAAGGAGAACGCACAGUACUUCUUGGGCGCGUCGUCCGCGAAGCUGGUGCAUCUCUGCCAGGUGCUUUUGCUUUGUGGUGGCAUCGUGAUGAUUUUCGUGACCGCCUGUAGCCUCUUAGGCUGCAGUGCUCGGGAACUCCUUGCAAGCCUUUGUACAGAGGAGGGCCAGCCACAGAAGACGAGAACCUUGGCCCGGCUGUGUCAGGCACACCCUGCUCCUUGUAUGCCACCUGAACGAGCUUUAAGCCUUAUUGUGCUGGUGGUCUUCCCUCUCGCCUGCCAGAAGAGUCUUCACUCCUUGACCAGCAUCUCCAUGAUCAGCUUUGUUUGCUUGGCCUACUUCUUCGGGGUUCUACUCGUGAGACUGGCCCACCGAGCAAUGAGCGCUCCUCUUGAGUUCAUUGACAUGGGCCAGGAGGACAUGCCACUGUUUUGGCAGGGCCCACCAGUGCUACUGAUGUCCUUCCUUUGCCACACCACGAUGCUGCAGUUGGAUGCAGAACUUUGCACAGAGGCCAAAGCAAAGGUCUCUUCGGUGAUCCGCCUCGUGGUGCUGGGCCUGGCUCUGCCGGUCUACGCCACCGUGGGCGCCGGAGGCUUCUGGUUGAAGGGGCCCAAGGUCUCAGCGAACGUGCUGCAGGACUUCACCCAAGACCCCUGGAUGGCAGCAGCCCGCCUCACCUUGGGUGUCAUGAACGUGGCCAAGCUGGCCACCGCGGUGAUCACGCUGCGGGAGUCCUUGGUUUCCUUGGCGCCUUCACGUUUGUGGCGCAAGCGCCUUCGGAGCUGGCACGGCCGAGCCGCCUUGAGCCUGGCGACGCUGGUGCUGGGCGCGGUGGCGGCCUUUGCGAUCCCUUCGCUCACCACGGUGCUUUCGCUCUUGGGCUCCACCGUGGGAGUUCUUUUCAGUCUUUGUUUGCCUGCGGCUCUCUAUGCCAUGCUGCUGCGACGCGUCUCCAGUUUCAAGUGCAAAAGGGACGACUUGGAAGAACCUUUGCUACCUUCGACGCCGGGACGAGCGGAAAGCUGGGCAGAGGGCUCCAUCCAAGUUCCUCGCAGUGACAUGGAAUGGCUGCGACAAUGGCUUCUGUGUGGCGUGGUUUUCACCGGUGGCCUCUUCGUAGGAGGUGCGGUGCCGUCACGCGAUGACGACGGUCGAGACUGGGCCACUGCAGCUUCCUCGUAUCAGACCUCGUAUCCUGGGGAUGAACCCUCGCGGAGUGAGAUCCCAGUUCUGGACUGCAACUCCUCGGUGUGGGUGACCAAGGAUCAACGAGAAGCAGGUCUCAAGUACCUGGUAGAGAAACAUGCCAGGCAAGGUGCGGCCAUCACCGCCCGGACUCUCUCCGGUCUCAUGGCCAACGGAGAGGAGGAGGCCAAACGAGCCUCGGAGAGGAAACGGCAACGGGAGGGCGAAGUGGAUGAGCUUAAGGCCGAGAUGGCCAAGCUCGAGGAAACGGCGCAAGCAGCAGCGCCUAGCCGCUGGCUGGCACGACAGGCGGAGGCAGCAAAGGAUGCCAAAGCCAAGAAGCCCAUGAUCGCCGGCGGCCUCAGACGUGACUACCGACGGCGACAGACGGGCGCGACGGGGGACAUAGCGCUGGCCUGGCGACAGAGUGUGGUCAAGAAGCCAAAGCUGCACGAAACCACGGAAGAGGAUCCGCCGAGCUCCGCGAGCGCACCGUUGGAGUCGUCGGUGACAGAGGCGGCGCCAGAGGCCGGCCUUUUGGGUGGCUACGAGAGCGAGGCGCACGCGCCAGAGCGUGAGGGGCGGGGGGUGCGCGGUGGUCGGAGAACGGUGGCAUGCAGCAGAGGCGACGAGAGGUCUGAUCCGGAGGGCCAAGGUGCCUUGGAGGAUCAAGUGGUCAAGUCUGGCGACUGGAGGUCUUCUGUGAUCGGCCGAUCGGGCGGCGCGGACCGGGCGGGCGGUGGAUGCCCAGGCGGAGCACGAACUGGAGAGGACUGGAUCCCAAGUCCUCAAGCAGAUGAAGGCACCGGGACCGACGUUCAGCAGGUGCAGCACAGGCUGACACAGCUGCAAGAGCAGGUCAAGGAGCUCUUGGCCUCAGUGGAAAGCCAGCAGCGCCUCCCAAGCCUGGUGGAACAGCAGAAGAUCGCCCGGAAUCUGGGUGAAGAUCUCAUGGAAGAGAUGUUGAAGUUGGACUCCUUGGGCAACCUUUGCGAGGACGACCGCCAGGUGCGGAAGAAGGCCCUGGCUGACCUAGAGUCCUUGGUGGAGCAGGUCGAUGCUGCCAAGGCGCUCCUGCUCCAACAGCGCCUGCAGCUCGAGGCGGCAGAGAAGGAGACUGUCGCAAGCACUUUGGAGACGGCCUUGGACCGUUUGGCUGAGAUCAGGCUUCCGUUGGACUUGGAGACUCAGACUUUGGAGGACGCCUAUGUGGUCACCGGCUUCGCGCGGGGCUUGAGACAUGAGGAUCUCCAUUUGGAGCUCGGCCGAUCGGGGCUGCUGAUCCGAGCCUUGCGGAUGCCCACCCCAGAGGAGUCCUCCUUUCUGCAACGAACUCUGCGGAGCCCACCCACCUUAGCGGACUACCUCGCGGUGGGUCGAGGCGUUUUCGGUCGGGUGGAGGAGUCGCUCCAAAUACCCAUGGACGUGGAUCGCUCCAGGAUCCAGGCCACCUGCAAAGAGGGCCACCUCCGUAUCCUCUUGCCGCGCCGUCUUAGUCGCUAG